This is a messenger RNA of Cladocopium goreaui, 3387 nucleotides long. The record is from the annotation of a GenBank genome assembly. Lineage: Eukaryota; Dinophyceae; Suessiales; Symbiodiniaceae.
AUGUUGGACUCUGAGGCGGGUGCUCGCCAGGUCCUCCAUCAGGUCAGCGAAGAGACUUGCUGGUCCAAGGCGUGUCCCAGCUGUCGACCUGCCUUCCAAGAAGGCUUUGAGCUUUCCGCCUGUUCGGCUGGCUGCACCUGUGGCUGGCUUUGUCUUCCAGUGCACCUGGCCUUCGGCUGCUGCAAAGGUGUAUGCGUGGGCGGGAUAGGGAAGCGACCCUUUUCAGAAUGGAGCUGGAGCUAUUACAUCGGCUUGCAGAUCAUGAAGAGCUUGGCUUCGAAUGUGCCGUACAGGAACCUAUAUGCCAUCCAGGUUCUAACGGAUGCGCCAAUUCCAACGCCGAUUCUGCCUCCAGAUCUCACUGUGCGGGAAGUGUGCGAAGGGAACGUCCGUGGGGAGUGGACCGAGCCCACCAAGCUGCAGACGGCCAAGGUGGUACUCUACUUUCAUGGCGGAGCUUUCGUGCUGUGCCGUGCGAGAACUGAGCGAAUGGUCGUCGGCAAUUUGGUCAAGGCACUCGGUGGAUGCCGGGCCCUCAAUGUUGACUAUCCCAAGCCACCGGACAGCCCAUUUCCUGCGGCAGUGGAGAAUGCACUUGAGGUUUGGGACUGGUUAUUGGCGCAAGGCAUCGGUCCCAAGGAUGUGGUGGUCUCCGGAGACAGUGCCGGAGGAAAUCUCGCAUUGUCGCUCCUGUUCAGGUUGCAGGCCAAAGGAGCUGAAAUGCCUGCAGCAGCAGUUUUAUUGAGCCCUUGGGUAGAAAUGCUGCCUUUCUCUUCAGAGUCUUGGAGAGAUAAUGUGCCUUAUGACUACAUUGGUCAAAAAGGGAUGAUGGAGCAAUUUGUUGCGAUGUACACAUCAGGCGCCAGUCAUUCGAACCCCUUAGUUGCACCAUUGCACGCAAGCACCGAACAGCUUCGCGGAUUGCCUCCGCUUUGGAUCUCAGUGGGAGGAGCAGAAAUGUUGCGCUCCUCCAUUGAAGGCUUCGCUUUCAGGGCGCACGAGGCCAAAGGCGAAGUUCGUCUUUAUGUUGGACCUGGAAUGCCGCAUGUCUAUCAGCUCUGCUUCUGGGCCUACCGACCACCCAAUGCCAGCUUGCUGCCACGUUGCUGCUGGAGCUGCCGCACGCUGUGCCCUGGCUUUUGUACUCAGCAAGAUCCAGGUCCUGUCUGGGAAUCCAUGGAGCAAGCGAGGUACUUCGUAUGGACUGGUAAGCUGGGUGGCGUCAGGAUGCUGAAGAAUGCAGAAGUUGUCAUCACCAGCCCAGGCUGUCUUGAGAUCACAGCACCUAAUCAGCCUCUCCUUACCUUGAGAUUCGACACCAUACAGCAGGCUGAGUACUGGGCUGCUCAAUUGAGGGGUGCCGCGCAAGUGCUGCAAACCCCUCGAGGCCCUUAUUCUGCCAGAGGCAAUUCUGCACGAGGCCCCUACUCACGCAGUCGUCCAGGCGUAGACACUGGGAUCAGCUUCUUUCCACAAGGCCGCAAGUCUUCAAAGGACCGAUCGCUUCAGAACACCAAACUUUGUGAUGAUUGGCUGUGCGUUCUAGCCAGCAUCGAACUUACCCUUCGAUCAGACUCUGAGUUCCUGUGCAUUUCUAUCGAUGCUACUUUGAAAGUAGCUAUGUCCAUCAAGGGCCAAGCAAGCUACAGAAGCAGCGCCUCUGUCAGAAACCAGGCGUGCUUCGGAGAUGACGAAGCAUUGCGGCGGGUUCUCACUGUCAGAGGUCGCACAGGGGCAGUGUUAGCAAUGCAGCUAAUCAAAGGCGAAGAUGCUCCAGAAGUUGCUCUUGCAUUGCAGAGUGCCCUCUCGGAGAUGGCUCGUGCGCAAGUUCGGUAUGUCAUGAGUGACUCACCGUCUUUGAAGCUGCUGCAAGCUUUGAAAGCAGUGUUCCAAAAUCUAUCUGGCCUGGCUUUGGAUCCUGUGCACCUGGCCAUUGUCUAUGAGUACGCGCAGUGGCGCAAACGCACGCCAGGCUCCAAACUUCUAAUUCUAAGGGAGUUGCUUCACAACGUGGUUCAGCAUGCAUAUGCCAAGCGGGUGAUCAACAACUUGGACUCGAAUGUGCCAGUCUACACGCGCGUGAGCUUCAUUGAAGCAGUUGCAGCCAUAUGCGCGCUGCACUCAAAGGAAGUCGACCGCAAAGUCACGGGCAUGAGCAAGCCCGUGCGCCAGAGAAGUGCCAAGUUCCUCUUCAUCAAGAGAGGUGGAUGCAUGGUCUGGCAGUCAUCCACCGACAAGACAUCGCCUUUCCAUGGUGAUAUGACGAAGGGACGCCUUUGUCGCGUACGUGCUUUUAUCCGACAUGGCGACUGGCUAAGCCUAGAACCGCAUUUUCGAUUUCCGUGCUUGCUGCGAUGUUACAUCAGGAUGUCCUAUAGGCUUCGAAACCUCAAGGUGCUUCAGGUUCUGCUGAAGCCGAGGCAGAACGUGAAGCAUGGAGCCGCAGUGCCCCCAUUGGGAACCGAUGCCAAGCCUUUCGAGAUGCUGACCACCCUGGGGGGCCAGCAGCUCCAAGACUUUGGGCAGCAACUUCGUCAAUGCUACGGUCUGCUGCCUAUGGAGGUUGCAGCCAGCAAUUUCCGUCGAACGCAGCAAAGCGCGCAGUUCUUCUUGAUGGGUUACAGUGGCCUUACGGCAUCUGCGAGUCCCAAUGCCCAAAAUCUGGAGCGCGUGUUGGUUCGCAGAAAAGAGGACUGCGUCAUCAAUUCUUUCGACAGAUACAUGCAAGAAUUGAUGCAGCGCCUUAGAAGUAUUGAAGCGGCUGAGAAUUUUGCCGCCCAGGAAGAGGCAGAUGGCUUACCCGAUGUCAAGGAGCAGUUGAAGUCAAUGCCGCUCUUUGGUGCAGAUGGCCAUAUGCCUGGACGCUUUUCCUGGCUACAUGCCUGGGAUGUGCUGACGUGUCUUCGUGCACAUGAAGAGCUCCCAAAGUUGGAGACCCUCCAUGCGCUGAUGCACCUGCAGCCGAAAGCAGCGCAACAUGUGCUGUGGCGCUUUACCAAGUACUAUGAGGACCCAGAGGUGCUGCGAAUGACAGCUGGCGACCUCUUAAAAGAAGUGAGCACUCAGAUGGACAGAUGCACUCAGGAGGACAAGCCUACACAGCUGAUGGUCUAUAGCGGGCAUGACACUACUGUGAUGCCUGUGCUCAAGGCCUUGAGUCUUUGGGACGGCAGCUGGCCGCCCUUUGCAGCGGAAAUCCGACUGGAGCUGUGGAAAGUGACGGAGGGGCAUUCGGUGGAUACUUGGCGUGUGCGUGCGGUUGGCAACCAGGUUGGCGAUGGGGUCGCUCUUUUCUGUUCGCUGCGGGACUUCCAGCUGAGAGUGCAACAGGUUGCCUCUGGUGCUGGUCCAAUAUUGCCUCCCAACCUUUGGUGCCCGGAAGAGUGA